UCCCUGUGAGAAUCAUGCUUUUACUCAUGGAUUGUUUUUCAUCUAACAUAACAGAGCUGCCGCGAACACCAGUAUCCAGCAAAUGAAUAACUAUAUAACUAACUACUUGUGUAUUAAAACGGGUCGUUUGAACGUAUUUCUGCAGAGCAAAUCUAUUUGACUUUGUGUCGUCCAUUCUGGUUGGUGCUGGUGCAGAAGCGCACAAGCUCAACAUCAUGACGCCUCCAUUUUCCUUGGUUCUCUCCUUCAUGCCUCGUAAAUUUGCCAGAGUCUCUGGACACAAUAUAUUUCGGGUUAAACCUUCUGUCUGUGGACUGAGCAGCUUCAGCACGGACUCCAAAGACACCGACCGGGAUGUUUCAGAAGCGGCUCCUGCACCCGCUUCUCAGUUCUCUAGGAGAGUUCUUGGGAGACGCAGACCUCUGUCCCCGCUGGAGAGGGUCAGUCAGCUGCUACCCCAGGACAGCCUGAGCCCGGAGGUCUGGGGUCUUCGGGACACCAGAACCACCGAGGAGGAACCGAGCAGUCCGAGUCUGGAGAAGGAGAGAGAAGAAGAAACUCAUCAUCAUCAUCAGCAUCAUCAUCAUCAUCAUCAUGUGUGUGUUCCUGGAGAAAGGCUAAUGUGUUUCGGAGAGACUCUGAUGGCCGAGUUCAGACGAGCGAGAGAUGUGGAGUUUCGGAAGAUGUUCGAGCUGAAGGAGAGACAGAAGCUCUACAGUAAUUGGGGAUCAGUGGCUCAUGAUGACAUGGAGGGUCGUCCUGCGGGAAGCGUCAUCCGCACUUCAAAAGGAAUCCCGUUCGUCAUUCGGAGAGUCAGUCUGGAGGAGUUCGUGCUCUUCAUGAAAAGAGGACCAGCUAUUGCUUACCCCAAAGACGCCAGUGCGAUGUUGACCAUGAUGGAUGUGACUGAAGGAGAUUGUGUCCUGGAAUGCGGCUCCGGCUCUGGUGGCAUGAGCCUCUUCUUGUCCAGAGCAGUGGGAUAUAAAGGAAGUGUUUUGAGUGUGGAGAUUAGAGAGGAUCAUCAUAAACGUUCAGUAUUAAACUAUCAGCGCUGGCUUAACACAUGGCGUCGCCGGGGAGGACAGGAAUGGCCUGAUAAUGUCCACUUUCAUCAUGGUGAUAUCAUAUCUGCUGGCACUCUUCUGGCUGGACGGGGUUUGAACUCAGUUGCUUUGGAUAUGAUCAAUCCACAUUUGGCUUUACCUGUCGUGGUUCCUUACCUUCAUCCUGGAUCUGUGUGUGCAGUUUAUCAAGCAAACAUCACACAGGUCAUUGAUCUGUUAGAAGCACUGCGAUGCUCUGCGCUUCCUCUGGUUUGUGAAUGCAUAACUGAGGUUCAGCACAGGGAUUGGCUAGUUGUCCCAUCACUCAAAAAAGAUGGAACAUUCAAUAAGCGAAAAGCUCCAUAUGAAAAUGGUGAUCAGGAUGAACCAAGUUUAAAAACAGAAGAGGUUUUGAAUAGUCAAGAUGCAGUGCCGUUUGGAGAUGUCCAGUACAUUGCACGUCCGCAUCCUGAGCAGGUUGGUCAUACAGCUUUCCUUGUGAAAUUACGAAAGAUCCUGAAAUAGAUGUUUCACACGCCUAAUGUGUUCAUCACAACAACAGAGCUACUGUAUCUUGCCUACAAUAAAAAUUUAGCUAAAUUGUUUUGUACAUUUUUUUUACUUUUGUAUUUAAGCCAAAGAAUCUUAAUCUCUGUUGA
Molecule: messenger RNA, 1702 nt
Organism: Danio rerio (zebrafish)
Lineage: Eukaryota; Metazoa; Chordata; Actinopteri; Cypriniformes; Danionidae
Gene: trmt61b
Product: tRNA methyltransferase 61B
Biological process (GO): tRNA methylation
Cellular component (GO): tRNA (m1A) methyltransferase complex
Molecular function (GO): tRNA (adenine) methyltransferase activity; tRNA (adenine(58)-N1)-methyltransferase activity
Source: RefSeq, marked validated